AUGCUGCGGCCGGCCCCGGCGCCCUCUGCGGCCGGCGUGCUCGGCGCCGUGCUCAACGGCAGCGCAGCGGCGCACAACAAGUCGCGGGGCUGGUCCCUCGCUUUGGGGGACCCCAUCCCUGACCACCAGCGUGUUGCCUACAACUACACCCCCAUGCCGACCCUGGCCGAGCCGGGCGCCCCGGCCGCGGCCCCAAAGGACGUCCCGGCGAUGACGGCGGCGCCGGCGCCGGGCGCCGACCCCAAAGGCCCCGGCGCGAUCGCCAUCGACGCGAGCCGCAUGACGCCAGCUGUGGCUCUGGCGGCGAGGCAGGCGCAGCAGGAGUCUGGGAUGGCGGCGUGGGUGGUGUGCGCGUGGCAGUUCAGCAACAUCACUAAUUACCAGAAGAUGACGUCAGGGUUCGACGCGAAGCGGAUCAGGAUGCUGAUUACGCAAAAGUCGACGUCGAAGCUGAACCCUGAGCAGGUGGAGGUGAUGACGACGGCCAACGUCAGCCUGGGGCUGCACUUCAGGGGGGUCUCCCUGGACAAGGAUCCCGACGCCACCCUCAAGGGCCUGAAGGGCGCGUUUGCUGACCUGGCACUGGGGUUCGAUCCCAACCUGAUCCAUGUUUCCCCCGAGCCCGAGCCCACGAUCGGCGGCGCCGCCAGCGCGACGAUCCUGAAGGGCGCGUCGCCGCUCGCGCUCGGCACGCGCCGCCUGCUCGGGGCGCGCGCGCGGCGGCGCCGGCGCCUGCAGCAGGCGGCGGGAGCGGCGGGAGGGACGGGGGCGGCGGGCGCGGCGGGGGCACGGCCGCAGGGACAGGCGAGGCCUGGGGUGCCAGCGUGGCGGGAGGACGCGUAUGCGGCCUACACGGGGCUGUCCCCCAGCAGUGUGCAGAUGCUGACCAAUGCGCUGGAGCUGAACUGUGGGACCAUGCAGCUCGGCCAGGCGCUGCCAGGCAACUGCUCCGCCGCGUUCCAGUACCACAUGACCAAGGCGCUCGUCCCCGUCCAGGCGCGGCGCUUCUCUGCCAGCCUGAUCAAGGUCCAGACUGUCACCAUCAACGUCCUCGUCGCCGUCGGCUUCAGCCAGCAGCAGGUCAACUCUGGGCUGCCAGAUCUGUUGACCGCGUGGCUGGGCAACUGGCAGAACGUGCGGUCUAUGCUGGUGACCGCCGGCCUGGACAUGGCCGAGACGCGCACCAGCGUCGCGUGGCUGCAGCGGCCGGAGCUCGUCGUCGCGCUGGCGGUGGGGCUGGCCGUCCCGCUGGGCGUGGCGGUGCUGGUGCUGACCGGGAUCCUGGUGGUUAUGACGCUCAAGAACCGGCGGCAGGCGAAGACGGGGGGCGACUCACCGACGGUGGCGGGCGUGGCGGCGACGAGCGGGGGCGGGGGCGGCGGUGUGGGUGGCGGCGGCGUGGGCGUAGGCGUGGGCGGGGGCGGCGUUGGCGUCAGCGCUGGCGGCAGCAGCGUCACCUCGUCCACGCGGCGCCCGCGGUCCUCGGGGUCACACCCGGCGCGCAAGCGGCGCUACCUCGCGCCCGCGCUGCCCAUAUCCGCCCACGGCCCGCACCAAAACAUUGAAGAGAUGGCCGCAGCGAACCUGCGCGCGGCGGGCGGCGGCGCCGCAACGGCGGCGUCCGGCGCGGGCCCCAGCACCAGCAGCGGCCACGGCGGCGCGUCCACGUCUGCGCAGCCGCAGGGCUCCUCGGCGCUGCGAGACGCGUUCGAGUACGGAUCCUCGGACAGCGAUGACAGCGGGUCCGAGGCGGAGCUGCGGCCGCGGCUGCGGUCGCUGGGGGACUCGGUGACGUCAGCGGCGCGGUUCGAGCUGGAGGAGCACGGCAGCGGCAGUGGCGAGGGGUCAGAGGCAGGGGAUGAGGCGGAGGAGGAGGCACCGGCCGCGGCCGACCGCGGCGUCGGCGUCGACGCGGGCGCAUCGGCGGGCGCGGAGCCCCGGCCAGAGCGGCGGCGGCGGCGGGUGACCCCGGACGACGGGCGGCGCGUGUCGGCGGCGUCGCCGGCCGGCAGCCCCGCGGCGCGCUGGGGCAGUGGGCCGGGUGCGCUGACCAGCGAGGGUGACGAUGACGGCCCCGGGCUCGUCAGCCGCCGCGGGGGCCUGCGGAGGGUCAGCACAAGCGGCAGCAGCGGCGGCGGCGCAUCGUCGCACGCAUGGCCGGGGCCGGUUGAGGCGCAGCCCGAGGAGAGCCUGCCCUCGGUCAUCAUGGGGGCUGCCAACCCGCCGCGCGUCGGCGGCCUGCAGUCGCCGUUCAGCCGGUAUGGGUACGACGGGACGCAGGGCAGCGGCGCCGGCUGCAGCGGCGCCGGCGGCAGCGGCGGCAGCGGCGGCAGCGGCGGCAGCAGCAGCGCCGGCGCGGCGCCAGGGGGCGCGGAGGUGUGUGAGGGGGGGCGUGCUGUGGGGGUGACUGCCAGGAUGAGCAGGCAGCCGACAAUCGAGGUGGCGGUUGAUGCCAUUGUGCAGGGCGGAAUGUUGGAUGUGCCCGCGUCAAGCAGCUCGCAGGCCGAGGCCGGUGCAGACGGCAGCGGCGCGCGUGCCGGCGGUAGCGGCAGCGGCAGCGGCAGCGGUGAGGCCCAGGCUGAUGGUGGUGCGCGGCGCAGUGCUGGGGCUGGCAGCAGCACUGGCAGCGGCGGGGGCCGCGGCCCGAGCGGCGUCCAAGGGGACGCCGCCCGCGAGAGCAGCACGCUGGCAGGGACAGGUCCGUAA
This is a messenger RNA of Monoraphidium neglectum, 2706 nucleotides long. RefSeq lists its product as hypothetical. The record is from RefSeq and is a predicted model, not a curated record. The coding region runs from base 1 to 2706 and encodes 901 amino acids. Lineage: Eukaryota; Viridiplantae; Chlorophyta; Chlorophyceae; Sphaeropleales; Selenastraceae. The transcript has 6 exons.